CCCGUUCACUGAAAAGAUCAGUCAAUGGUGGUAGUUUAAUAAUUUCUGUUAAAACAACUAAAAGAAAGGGUAUGUCCGUCUUUUAAAUUCUUAAGCUCAUUUUUGCUAAAUAAAUGAAGCAAUAAAUUUGAUGUAGAUUCAUCAGAUUUUUGUAUUUAAAUUCAAUUUUGUAAUUGCGAAGUAUAAUAUGUUUGUUUAAUUAUUAGAGAAAGAACAAAAAGAAGCAGAAGCUCUUCAACUUUUUCUAUCGAGAGCUGUGGCUGGAGGAGGAAAAAAAAAAGGAUAGGAAAAAGAAGUUACCAAAAAAAAAAAAAACAACAACCAAAAAACAACAACAAAAAGAACUAUACAAAGUCGCUUUUUUGCAAUCUCUAGGCCGAAGUAUUUAUUGCCUCGAAUGUGGAUAGGUCAUAUUUGUUGUUUUUUUGUACAUCUAAUGUCUAAUCUAGUCCUAAAAAAAUAAUCCUAGUUUUAACUGGUGAAAUCUUUAGGCUUUUUGGGGGAGGCAGUAGGAGGGUAUGGCAUAUUUCUCUAAUUCUAAUAUUUAUAACAUAAACUUAAACUUAAUAAUAGCCUAAUAAUUUGUUUUAGUUCAGGCUUAAGGCUAAGGCUAUUUAAAUUUAAUUUGCAUAAUUUAUGGAAGGCCUACACAAUGCUGAUAAUAGCAAAUGCUGCCCCAGUUCCAUUGUGAUUGUUGAAUUGUUGUAAUUGUAGAUAAAAUUUAAAAAAAGAAAUGUUAGGCCUAUAAAAAAAUUUGUUGUUACAAUACCAGAUUACUGUAACAAAUGACACAACUGACCAACAUAGGAUUAAGAGUUAGAGUUAGAGAGCUCUUAUAAUCAAGCAUUUAGUCUUCUGUUAUUUUUGUUGAUCUAUCUACUUUCUUGUCCUUGAUUGCCUUGAAUCAAAGUUUGAUGUGUUGUUUUUUUUUAACGAAUGUGUCAAAAUCCCAAAAAUUUAAAAGUUAUAAAUAAUCAAUAAUUGUUAUUAUAAAUACUCUUUAAAAAACAAAUAACAAUAUGAUUAUCAAAAAACAUAAGCAUUAUUAUUGUGCACCCUAAAAUCAAUGUAUUUAAAUUUAUGAGAUGGGAGACAAAUACGUUUGAUUAAAUUUGACAAAUGCUGCUCAGCGCGAACUCCCGAGUGUAAAAAAGUCAAAAUACUACAUUGCAGCUAAGUAUUUUUGUUUUUUUUUUAAAUAUUCUUUUUCUCAUUGUUUGUUCGCUGAAGACGGCAUCAUGUCGACAUUUAUGUUGUUUAGUUGAUUCCUUUUUUUCUGAGUGUUCCCUCACUUUGUUUUGCUCAUUUCUUACUUUGGUAGCAGUAGAAAUAUUUAUACUUUUUAUUCAAAUAAAAACAUUUAUUUGAUGGAUAGUGUUCCAUACUACUAAACUGAAGAUGAAGUGGAUUAUUUAAUUUGCUUUUUCAAGUUUUCCCACAAAAAUUUUGUUAAUUUUUUUAUCUUUCAGGUUUUUACUUAGAGCAAGAAUGCAACUAAAUGAAUAUACCACCAUAUAGAUCACUCUACUAAAACAUAGAGGCGGAACAGCCAUGGAGAAGUGUCCACACAUAGACAGUCUGGUUGUGUCUACUGAUGACUCUAUCCUAGACCCCAAAUGCUGGCAGUGUUCCGUUUGUGGAACAACAGAAUGGGUUUGGGUAGGGGAGUUUAUUUAUUCUAUUUAUAGUGUUACAUACUGUUAAAUGGUUUUGAAAAUUUAAUCUGCUAAUUUGGCUCUUAGAAUGAACAAUACGUAACAAAGGACUGACAACCAGUAUACACAUAAAUAUGAUACUAAACAUAUUCAUUUUUAUUAUCCUAUAAAAUUUCUAUGAAAAUACAAAUUCAAAUGCACAGAAACAAAAAACUAGAUCAACUUACAGCACAGCAACUGAAAAGGAACAAUCCUCAAAAAAUACACAUAUUAAUUUACACAUACACACAUUAAGAAUUCAUUCUUGCAAUUAUAUAAUGACUCAUAUAUGUCUAAGGAAAUUUGCAAAAAUCUCUCUUGGCUAGGAAAGCUGCUGGCUUUCAGCACCCUCUGGAAAUCAGAACCCUCUGGUAAAGAAAUUCUAGAAAUUGUGUAACCUGAUACCAUUCUUUAGAAAAAAUUUGAAUGUAAACAACCUUUUCCCAUUCAAGGGAGGGGCGUGUAAAAAGGAGUGACAGCGCUACACAUUUGAUGGUUAUGUCAAUAUCAAAACAAAACAAAGGGCACACAAGUUCUUAAAUUAGGCAUACAUACAGGCCGUAAAAAUAAAUUUAUUAAAAUGGGAAGCAAUAUUACUCCCCCUUUAUUUUAUUUUUUUAAUCUGUGUGCAAAAAAUGAUGAAAAUCAAAAUUAAGGUGUUUUUCGGGACACACAAAAUAUUUCUCUUGUAAAAAUUAAGGUAAAUACGUUUUGUUACAAGAUGAUCCUCAACAUUUAUUUAUGACAGUUUCUUACAUCAUCCCCAUUCUCCACUAUCAUUCAAUAAAUGAAUCAGGAUAUCAUGUUAUCCACUUACGCAUCAAUAUUAUAAGAUGUUAGAUAAGUCAGUUGACAUACACACAGAUCCGAUCACACAUUUUAUACAUGUGUAUGUGUUUAUACAAACAGGGCAAUAAAAAAACCAUGAUAUUCACAUUAAAUGGAAAAUAAAAAUUGUUCAUAUUUUUUGUUCAGGCGUGCCUCAGUUGUUCCAAUAUUGCCUGUGGUCGAAUGAAUGAACAACAUGCAGCUAAGCACUUCGAAUCUACACAGGUAGUAUGCAAUUUAAUGCAUUCAUUUGAUCAUUUGAAUGCUGUACGUGUAUUAAAGCUAGGCAUUAAAUCAGCCUUUUAUUAGCUUAACUUUAUGAUAUGACUUAGUUUUUACUUGUUGGAAUUGUAGUGCCAUUAAGUCUUGCAUGCAUUCACUUAAAACAUUGAGCUAAAACUGUAAUAAGGGGCCAUCCAUCAAUAAUAUCAAACUAUUUUGGCCAAUUUUUUAACCCCCCCACCCCCAUUGUCACAAAUUUGUCACAAAAUUGAAACACCUUCAUCAAUCAACAUAAUCCCCCCCCCCCUUUUCCACCCUCCACCUUAGAUACAUCUUGUCAUUUAUAGGUGGCCCCUUAAAGGGAACUAUUUUCAUGAAUUAAUUUAACUACAUUAUUCUAAGAAGAUAUUUUUAGUUUAUUUUCCCUAACAGAAAUAAUAGACAUGCUUAAAAAUAAAUUAGUAUAGUACAUAGAUGUUCACAAGCAUAUGUAUUAAAAUGUAACAGCCACAUUAAAUUUUUUGUCCAUAUUAUAAAAAUAAGUUUUUUAAAAAUAUUUAUCGUAAAUUCUUUUAUUUCAGCAUCCACUUGCCAUUGAAAUAAAUGAAAAAUAUGUUUACUGGUGAGUGUUGCCUGUGACUUAAAUAUUCAACAUUCAGCAUUUAGAAAUAAUGUCAUACAAUGACUUGAAAUACUGUGGGGCACUGCGGUCCAUUCUUAAUCUGUUUCAGAACCCUUUCCAGUUCCAAAUCAUAAGAGUUCUGAGGCAAUUUUUUUCCAUUUAAAAUAAUAGAAACUAGAUUAAUCCGUUUCCCAGUUCCACAAAUUCUAUUGAUUCUAGUACUUUUCCUGAAGUUCUCAAACCACCCCAUACUGGCUUUAAACUCCUACUUAUGAGCCCUAGAAUCAGGCAUGCCUUUCACUGAAGCAUCAUGGAGGACCUUGGCUUUCUUGCAAAUGUAUGGUCUCAGAAAUCACAUUCAGAUAGUUUUUUAUUAAUCCAAAAUAAGAGCAGUUUUUCCACCUCCUCCAUACUUUUCAGUCACAGAGAGUAGAGGUCAUUGUCUUAACCCCUUUCACAGCUUCUAUAUUUUUCAAACUCGUACAGUUGAUUAGGGCAUCCUGAACAUAGCAUGAUCAGCCACACAUACACUGAUUUCCUGCUUAGCGAUAAGAUCUCUUGUAACUUCCAUUGUAGUUAUAACAGCUGCCCUCUUACUUUCCUCACUCCACUUCUAAGGACCCAUGAUUACUCUAAAUUGUUCUUAUUUUUUUUUAAAGAACACAAAAUGGGAACAAUAACAUAAAAUUACCAACCAAAAACAUCUGAGAUAAUCUCACUAUAGCUUACAUAGAUAACAUGCUGAAUGAAAAAGCAUAUGCAUGGCCGGAAAGCUAGUGAAAUGUAAGCAACAAAAAAAAAUACACAGCUAACAUCCUGGGCAUUUGGAUUCCAAAGCAGUGUUCAGAUUUAGUGUGAAAUUUGCUUGAAAUUUUCAUUCUUCUUCUUUUACUUGAGGGCCCAUGACCACUGUUUUGAUCAUUCUAGCUCCUGGUUUGAAUUCUGAGUUUGCCUUCUCUUAGAUGAGUUGCCGUCCAAGGCUAGGGAGUCCCAUCAAGCCGGGGUGCUUGGGAUGUUGGCUUUGGUGGGGAUGGAACUCCAGACCACCAGCUAUUUGGUUUGAGACAGUUUAGACCGCUCGGCCACCCAGCAAUGCCAAGUUGUUCUCUCUAAGUCAUUCGGAUUCCGAGGCCCACUCUAACAAGAAAACAUGAAAAUAUCAAUUAUUUUAAUUUACAUUUCAUCAAAGAAAAGAAACUCUUGCAGGAUCUGUUAGCUAUUAAUUUGUAUCAUGCUCCUUUCAUUGACUCUCUGUAGGUUACUCUUGCCGUUGAAAAUUGAUAGAAAUAAUCCCAAAUUGUCAUUGCUUGCUCUUGACCAGUUACAUUUGUGAUGAAUACAUUAUUGGUGACAAUGAACAAGGAGACAUUGCAGCCAUCAGGUCGGCUCUGACAGACAUUGGGACAAUGUCCCCAGAAGAAGUCCAUGACAAAGGAGGGAAACUGCUAAAAUCUUAUUCAGACCAGCAAGAGUUCUCCAGGUGAAUAUAACAGUAUGCUCUCUGUUAUGCAUUGCUGUCUUAUCUGUUAUGUGGUACUAUGUUAUCCUAUAUGUACUACUAUCCUAUCUGUUAUGUAGUACCAUCUCAUCUAUCAUGUAGUACUAUUCUAAAAAGAAUGUUGUUUUAUUUUAAUCAUAGCUUUCAUAAUGUUUACUGCACAGUGGGGUGACCCAUUGACAUUGUUCCACACAGUUCUUUUAUUUAUAAAUUACUGACACAAACAUUUAUAUAAACAUCUGUCUUUAUCAUCUGAGGUGGGAAAAGUAUUUUCAUUGAGUCUGAUAAGUAAUGAGUAGCUUCUCCAUGUCACUGGUGAGUUUGCUCAUUUGUCUGUAAUAUGAUGCCACAGUCUAAAUAUAAAUGAAAUCAUGUAAAAAUAAAUGUUUCAGGACCCAAGCUGAUGAUGAUGACAGGCUAGUGACUGCUGUUUGCCACCACAGGUAGUGAUUUUAUACAGUAAACAUUAGGUCUAUUCUGUAAACAUUCUAUACAGUGCAUAUUCUAUCCAGCGCCAUUAUACAUUAUUUUUAUAUGUAUAUAAUUUAGCAAUGAUUGAUCAAAUACUUGAAUAAAUAAACAAAGAGUAUUAAAAGAAACUUUAAUAAUUAAAAAAAACAAAAAACCUCUAUUAAAAAAUCAGAUUGUUAUAUUUUUUGCACAAAUAGUUUGACUAAGUCUAGCACGCCCUGUAAAUGGCUUCACUAAGUCUAGCACUCCCUGUGAAUGGCUUCAUUAAGUCUAGCACUUCCUGUGAAUGGCUUCACUAAGUCUAGCAAUCCCUGUGAAUUGCUUCACUAAGUCUAGCAAUCCCUAUGAACUGAUUCACUAAGUCUAGCACUCCCUAUGAAUUGAUUCACUAAGUCUAGCAAUCCCUAUGAACUGUUUCACUAAGUCUAGCACUCCCUAUGAAUUGCUUCACUAAGUCUAGCACUCCCUAUGAACUGCUUCACUAAGUCUAGCACUUGCUAAGAAUUGCUUCACUAAGUCUAGCACUCCUAAAUGCAUUUUAAAAUUGAAAAAAGCAAAAAAACUUCUAUUUUGUUUUAAAUUGUACAACACUAGACAACACUUGGCUGGGAAUAUAAAUGUGUGCCCUAUGACAUAAAGUAAAAUGUUGAUGAAAACAAACAAAAGCAAUAGAAACAGUUCCAUCAAAAGUCAGUGGCUCCUCUCGGUUCUCAUAAUCACUGCCAACCCCAGGUUGAGAAACCCAGAUUUAAAAAGAAAAUAUUUUUAAUUCAUAUUGACCUUCCAAGAUAAGUUUUAAAAUGUAUGUGUUGUAUGGUUGAUUUGUUUCUCUAGGAAGACCCUGCUUGCCAAGAUUUUCUCAGCCUGGCAAACAUGUAUACAGACAGAAAAAGAGAAAAAGGUAACACUUGUAUAUGAUUUCUUCGGUACAUGCUCAUUGUCUCUAAUAUCUCUAAUACAGCUAUCAGUUUUCUUGCUACUUUAAAAGUUUAUAUCUCCAGGAAUGCUACAUAAAAGUCUGUGAAUGUAAAUUGUAUAUGUGUACAAGUGACCCAAUGAAUUCAAUGAAAGUAAAUGGUACAAGUGACCCAUUAUUUCUUUGAAUGUAAAUUGUAUAAGUGUACAAGUGACCCAUUAAUUCUUUGAAUGUAAAUUGUAUAAGUGUACAAGUGCGCUAAUUCUCUUAAUGUAAAUAGUAUAAGUGUACAAGUGACCCAACUAAUUCUUUGAAUGUAAAUGGCAUAAGUGUACAAGUGAUCUAACUAUUUCUUUGAAUGUAAAUGGUAUAAGUGUUCAAGUGACCCAACUAAUUCUUUGAAUGUAAAUGGCAUAAGUGUACAAGUGAUCUAACUAAUUCUUUGAAUGUAAAUGGUAUAAGUGUUCAAGUGACCCAACUCAUUCUUUGAAUGUAAAUGGUAUAAGUGUACAAGUGACCCAACUCAUUCUUUGAAUGUAAAUGGCAUAAGUGUACAAGUGACCCAACUAAUUCUUUGAAUGUAAAUGGCAUAAGUGUACAAGUGACCCAACUAAUUCUCUAUUGAUGUCUCUAGCAAGCCCCAGCCACCACAUCCACCUCAGGUCAACCCAUGAUGCUCACAAGGUCAAGGGCAAGCUUGUUCCACAUGAAGAGGAGAACCAUCAUUCCAGGUGUGACAGGGCUCCGUAACCUUGGCAACACAUGCUACAUCAAUUCCAUUCUACAAUCUCUGGGGUAAGACUUGCUGAUAUUCAGAUCAGUUUGGAUAUCUCUGUCUUUGUCCUUGCCACUUCAAUUUUCCUAGCAAAACAACUGCAGUGGUGAACAGAUUUUUAUAGUACUCACACUUUUGUCAAUAAUUACAAAAUGGUUUAUGGGUUUAUAUUCUUUCUUUGAUUCAUAUCUCACUGGCUGUUGAUUGGCUCACACAACAAACCAUACAAGGGAAGACAAAUUCAACUGAUGCUGACCUCGGUAGCGGUGGGCUUGGAAUAGCAAAUGUCUAUCGUAGAGUUUACAGGUUGCAGGUUUGGUUCUAAACAUGCAGAUGUACAUUUAAGGAUGACAGCCAUGUUGCCAGCCUCUAAUACAGAUGCCUUUCUUUUUGACAGCCAUGUUGCCAGCCUCUAAUACAGAUGCCAUUCUUUUUGACAGCCAUGUUGCCAGCAUCUAAUACAGAUGCAAUUCUUUUCUUUGUGCAGGCACCUGGAGGACUUCAGGGAAUAUUUUUGCCAGCUGGUAUUUGGUCUGUUUUCCCCAAGUGGCACCCCGCUCCCUGGUUCAUCCCCUUCGAACCUUUCACCUCUGGCAGCCAGAAAUCUCCUCAGACUCAACACAAUUGAUUACUUCCAGGUAGGUGUGGCAUUAAAGUGUGGCACAGAAACUAGAUCUUGCUUAGCACAGACUUUAAGGGAUCAUCAUUUAAUGGUCUGUUUAUUAUGGUCUCUUGUCAAGGCAUUCUUCAUUUUGUGGACUGUGUACCUAACCUGAGCCAUUUCAUCACAUUUGUUCACCUUUCAAGUUAUCAAACCCAUCUUUUUUUUUUCCUGUUGAUUUGCUCUUGCUAGCAUUUGAACUACCAGCCAUCCUCGGAGCUAUUCACCCAUCCCACCAUUCCACCUGUACCGACAAUAAAACCUGUGAAGCCAAGCGGCGGUUUAAAUGGUGGGGGGAGUGGGGAAAACACGGAGGGAAUGGAAGAAAUGAGUUCAGAUCCUGUCAUCAAGGCCAAGGCAGAUACACUGAAAACCUUGUGAGUACCAGAAUGGAUGAUACCUAAGUAUGUCUGAUGUAAUGGCAGAUUUUUUGAGGGCAUGUGCUAGCUUUCAUUCUUAAUUUUGUUUCUUAAAAUUAGUUCUAAGAAGUAAAUUGAUAAAUAAUAGACGAGCGAAAAAAAUGGAACAUCCUAAAUAAUUUUAAAAUAUUUUCUUUGAAAAUUUACACUAAAAUCUCUGAGUUAUGAAUGCCAUUGCCAAAGUUGACUAUUUGUAAUGUGUGCUAUCCUCAUCACAAUAACACAAUUUCUCCAUUUGGCUAUUUGUCAUGUGUGCCCUCCUCAUCACAAUAACAUAAUGUGUUCAUUUGUUGCAGGUCUCUGUGUCAGGAAAUGCAUGGCUUGCUCCGAGUCUUGUGGUCGGGGAAGUGGGCACAGGUCAGCCCCCAUGGAUUCCUCCACGCCAUAUGGAAGUACAUCCCUGUAUUCAAAGGUCACCUUCAGCAUGAUGCCCAGGAAUUUUUAUGGUAAUUCAAUUCAGUUCUUUGUUUUUAUGGUAGCAUCAAAGCAUGGUGUUAUAAUGGUAAUCUGGAUUUAGGCAUGGUGUUUUUCUAGCUGUCUGGCUGAUAGUUAUAAAUGAAUCAGUCAUUAAUAAAUUUGGCCUUAUCUUUCAUACUUUAUGAUGAAAUAAUUUCAAUUACCUGUUCUUUUAUUCUUUCAUCUUGUUAUGACCUUGUUUAUAAUUCUGUAUAACUAGCAAUAGCCCGCCAAACAAUGGUGUGCACAAAGUUACUUGGCAAAACAUGAAUUCAAGUAAUGCACUUUGAUAGUGAUAUCCCCACCCCGGUACGCCCUGGCCCUUGAACUAUAAUAAUGUUCUAAUUUCCCACUCCUUUUUUACAUCACAGAUUUAUUACACCAAUACCUAUAGCCAGCCAAACAAUAGCAAUGGCAGUGCUUUAACUUCCCAUCUACUAAAUUUACUUAAAAAGCAAUGGAUUCAAGUAAAACACUUUAUAAGAAUCCAAAUUAGUUGACCCCCCCCCCCCUAACCGCACCACCACCGUUCGCAACUGCAUAUACUUUUUCCAUGCCCCUGAACUAUAUUAAUAACACCAUAUUUAAAUUGAUACUAGUAUUUGUAUACAAAAGAAAUUGUUUUAAGAAUUUCAUCUAGGGCAGUUAUUGAGAAAUUUUAGUGAAAUUUAGUGGUAGCGUUAGUGACAUUGGAACAUAGAGAAUUGUGUAUUUUGAUUCUCCGCUGUGUGCCAGUACUAUGAAGAAUGAAAAGAAGUGAAGUUUAAAUAAUGUUUUAUCUCUCUAACGUCCCAAGUGAACUCUUGGAUAAAGUGUCCCAGGAAAUUGAAAACCUGCCUCAGUGUAAAGGAACAGAGAACAUUGUUGACCAGAGCUUUAGGGGGGAGAUCAUUAGCCAGGUCAGUAUGUCAAGCCCUGCAUCUGGCAGGUCAAAUUUUGGCCAAAAAACAUAUCAGGUUGUAUGGUUUCUUUAUAAAAUAUAUGGGCUUCUUUAUAUCAGCUUUUAUAAAACAUGUUAUUUCAUAUAUAAAAUAUAUCUUAAACAUAAGACAAAGUCCUAUAUAGCAUCUGUAGUUUUAUACUUUGCAGCUUCUCAUCAUCAAUAGUUUGUCUAAUUCUACUUCUGUCUUGAGCAAAUGUAAUGUAACUAGUCAAUGAUCAAAGUAUUUGUAAACAAAUUCUGUCACUUAUCUGUCUACAGCUGGACACCUUGUAAUUUAUUUGUAAUGUCUUCAAUAAAUCUUUUUUUUUUUUGCUUUUGCCCACUCUGCACCUGUUGGCCAGCUAGGACUGUGAUUGAAACUUCUUCCUAUGUCUGCUUCUCUUAAGUGAUUCAGACUUGUUACCAUGCCCUACCAUGUCUAUCUAAUGUUGACUUUGCCCACUUCCCAGGUUACAUGCAUGGCUUGCAGUAAUAUCUCAUCUAGACAUGAACCUUUCCUUGACCUGUCCCUGGAAUUCCCCAGGUGUUUCCAGUACACCAGCAGCCAGGUCAAGCGCAACAUGUGCCACGUCACAGGUAAAGUGGGACACUAUUUCAUUAACAAUGUAACAUGUCAUUGAGUCAGUAAGAAGACUUGAAUUGUAGAGUCUGUGAUGUAGCAAUGUCUAUUUAACACAUGACCCACUGCUUUUUUGAUCAAAGUAAUGUUUAUAAAAGGCCAUACUAAAAAUAGUGCUACUUAUAUAAACAAGUGUCUUGCUAACAAUAUUGUACUCUAAUUCCUUUACAAAUUUGACUUUUCUGUAGAGAAAUUAUUUAAGUAUAACAAAGGCAAUGGUAAAUGUUUUUGUCUUUUCUUUCCUUAGAAAUGCUGUCAACAUUCACUGAUGUAGAGGAACUGGAACCUUUAUCAUACAUAUGUGAAAAAUGCAAUGGUAUUUCUCAUAUCUUAUAUCAAAUUAGUAAAUCCUGUUGUAUGAUAUAUGUAUGUAUAUAAAUAUAUAUAAUGUACAUUUUGUUUCAAAAAUAAAGUCGUCGUCCCCCCCCCCUCCCCCUCCCCCACACUUUAGUACAAUCUGUGUGUGUGGUUAUCAACUUACGCCUAACAACAGCUUAUAUGUCUUUAUUUUAUGAGGAUAGCUGUUUGUUAACUGCUCAUAUGAGGUAUUAGUAUUAUCACUUUGGUAUGUUUCCCAAUUAAUUUUUAAAAAUACAUAUUUUCGCUGGAUUUAUCUAAUUGUAUCAAUCAUUCAUAUUUUUCAUUGAAUAAAAAUGUACCAUUAUAUAUGUGAGAUGUGGGAAGUUUUUGUAUUGGAUAAAAAUUGUUGGUGCCUAAUGCAACAAGACAUGUUUUUGUUGGAUGGUGUUGCUGUGUGUUUUAAUGCCAAGCCAAAUUUGGAAAUUUCAGGCAGACGCAGGAGAACAAGCAGACAGCCUGAGAUCAGGACAAAUGCCAAGAAGCAGCUGUUGAUCAGCAGAUCUCCAGAAAUUCUCAGAUUGCAUCUGAAGCGGUUUAGGUAAAGACACUUUAAAUUUGUAUAAUUAUUUGUGUGUUAAAACAGUGAGGUGAAAGACACCGAAAUGAAUAUGGCAUUAUUUGUCUUUAAAUUUAGUUCUACCAAAGUCUUAAUUGGUUAAUUGGUACUUUCAGUCAGUUUUUUCCCCCUCUCUCUUGAGAUGAAUUGAUCGGUUUUUGAAACCAAAUCAACAGUUCUCUGUGUUAACUUUACACUGUAAUAUAGGUGCAAUAUUGUGUUGCCAUUUUGCCAGUUCCUCCUGUCAUGUUUUAAAUAACUACGCUAAAACCAGAAAUACAGGACAAAUAUAUGGGAUGAGGGCCAAAACCAGAUAUAAGGGAUAUUUAAAUGGGACAACAAAGGGAAAAAGUAGGUAUGCAUGACAUAUAAAUGGGAUAAUUAAGGAUAACCAGUCACAUAGAUAUCUAUUUGACUACUUGAGAAAACCAGGUUUAAAAUACAAGGGAAAUGGUGUCACUAGGCGGGUAUGUUUUGCAUCAUAUCUCUGUGCUCCAGGUGGUGUGGCCGAAAUCACAGGGAAAAGAUUGGAACCCAUGUAGUCUUUGAUGAGGAGCUUGACAUCUCUCCAUUCUGCCAGACCACACCCACCAUGGCUAAAUAUAAACUCAAUGCAGUGGUGGUCCACCACGGAGCGGGCUUCAGGUCGGGCCACUACACUGCUUACACUUACAACACUUACGCAGGUCAGUCAACGAGUCUCUGUGCAUUGCCUUUGACUGUCUUUUCUGUAAUCUUUCACUGUCUUAUAUGCCAUCUUUGUUUGUCUUUGCCCAAUGGCUGUCUCUGGGUUGCUCUUUUACUUAUAAGUUUUAGUAAAUUUAUAUCGGUUCCACCUUGCCAUGUGAAUUGUCCACCUUUCAAUCCACCAGAAUCUUGGCUUCACUGUAAUGACUCCAGAGUUCAGCUUGUACCACUUGGUGAUGUCCUGACCUCCCAGGCUUACAUCCUAUUCUACACACGGGAAUUGACCACAGUUAACCUAGACGACAUGCCGUCCCUGGUGGGCAUGAGUGGAGAGCCUGAUACAUUGUCUACAGUAAGUGAUGGGUGCUAAGUAAUGUUAGUAGUUAUUUAACUUUAAUUUCCUUUUAGUUUUGAUUUCAAAAGGCAAAGAGCUCUAGACAUUGUGUUUAUCUUCUUUAUUCAAGCACUGCAUGUAUUGUUCAUUUGCCAAGAUUAUUAUGUAGUGUUACUUGGUUUAUACUAGAAUGAAUGUUUUUAAAAAUGCCUUACUUUCUGAUAUAUACUUUUAUAUUAUCCUAGAAAAUGUGCUUCUUUUCUUCAGGAUCCAAUAGUUGUAUCACAUUACUUGACCACCUUUAUCUGACAAUAUGUUAUGUUUACAUCAUCAGUUAUCCACCAUACCUGAGCUGGACAAUGAUACCAUGCAGACCCUACGGCAGUUGACGCCAGGCAACACUGAGCAGAUCAUAGAUGAUGAAGUGUCCAUCAGCUUUCACCGUGACCCAGUUCUAGUUAAACGCCUGUCCACAGCAUCAGGUGAACAGGGUGUCAAGAGGACAGCAUCUUUACCCACCAGUGAGGAAUCUCCACCACGGAAAAGUGCCAGGCACAAGGGCCAUUCUGUAUAGCAUUAACCUCAGAGGUAAAAUAAAGUGGAUGUUUUGGUGCCAGGAGUAAGCCUCCGUUUUGCAGUCAUAUCAUAUUCUACAUCAGUGGUUACCAAAGUGAGAGGUAGUGCCCCUAUGGUUGGGGUCAUGCCGCAACAACAAUUUAGAAGGAUACACCAAAUAAUGAGUUAAUACGGGGUGAAGUACAUUAAAAUGGUAAUAAUCAUUUUAAAAUUGUCAUACUGGUGAAUGUGGCCCAGCCUGAACAUGGUAAAUAAAUUCUUCAUUAUGUUUUUAAUAUAUUUUGUAUUACUUAAUAUUAUAGUUAUUGAAGUAAAUUUAGUAAAAUAUUAAAAAAUAUUUUGUAAUUCCUGCCCAACCUACUUAAAUUUAAAAAUAAUGUAUGUAAUUUUUA
Molecule: messenger RNA, 13029 nt
Organism: Lymnaea stagnalis (great pond snail)
Lineage: Eukaryota; Metazoa; Mollusca; Gastropoda; Lymnaeidae
Source: the annotation of a GenBank genome assembly